AUUGUUUUUAUGGGUGGAGUCCCGCCAUGGUUAAAUAUAGUUAGUCAAUCAGCGACUGUAUUUUAAUAAUCAGUUGAGAUACGAUACGUUUAUAGAUUUGAAAUAGCAGAGCUUUUUUCGCUGCAAGAUCCACUUAAGUGGCGCGUUAAUAGUCUAAUUAGUUGAUAAUUCGAAUGGCCAGCAUGGAGUGGGAACCUCGCCGACACCAUAGAGCAGCUCAAUCAAGAUCGUGAACAUGCUCGGCACAGGUAAGCGGAAACUUCCCCGGAUCACACACCAUUCCCUUUGUUCCGUUCCCCGACGUAAAUUUCGAAAAGUGCCGAGCUGAUUACAAGCGUCGAAGCUAAAUCUCUAUUCACUGGUCUAACCCCUUGGAAGAAUGUGCAAUUAUUUUAAUAGUUGGCCGAAGCUCUCCCCGUUCAAGCCCUGGCGGGUACCGUAUAGUAAGUACGCGAUUAGAAUUUAACUGACAACCGUGGCGGCAUGGAGUCUUGGCUGAAGAUCUCGUGUGUCCUCUGCAUAUUCGGAUUCCUGCGGGAGCUCCGACCCUCGGAGCCUUACCAUGCUGAGAUCCUUAUGGGGGAGUGGUAUCACGUUACUCAGGACGAAGUCAAUCGUUUGGUUUACCCUGUGGGAACAUACUCCUACCUGGCACUUCUCAUCUUUGUCUUUCUGCUAACAGACUUGCUCAGAUAUAAGCCCGUAAUCAUAGCCAAUGCUAUCACAGGUAUAUUUAUCUGGAGCACUCUGCUCUGGACUUCCACUCUGGGUGGAUUGCAGUCGGUGGAGGUGCUCUAUGGCUUCUAUCAAGCGGCCGAGGUGGCCUACUAUGCGUAUAUCUACGCGAAAGUGGACAAGCAGUACUAUCCCCGGGUAACCUCACACACCCGAGCUGCCAUGUUUGUGGGAAAGCUUGUGGCCGGACUGCUAGCGCAGCUACUCAUUGGAAUGGAGUGGAUGAACUUCCGACAGCUCUACUACAUUACCGUGAGCUCACAAGUUGUGGCUUUGCUUUGGGCAUUGUGGUUGCCCAAGGUGGAGAAGAGCUUGUACUUCCACAACAAAACAGAAGCCAUUGAGGGAGUGUCCAAGACAGAAGUGGGGAGCCUAGAGAAGGGCUCUAAUCUGACAAGCGAACCUGAACCUAUCACCCCAAAAGGGAGUACCCAGGCCUUGCAGCUCCUCUGGGCGCAUUUCCGCGCUGCCUACACCAACUCCCUGGUGAUACAAUGGAGCUUAUGGUAUGCCAUAAGCUUGGCGGGAUUUUUGCAAAUCUCUACGUACAUGCAAGUACUUUGGAAAUCUUUUGAAAAUGAGCCAACGAUUGUUUGGAAUGGAGCCGUGGAUGCUGCGCUAACUCUUCUAAGUGCUGUCUUUGCACUUCUCGCAGGAUACUUCCAUGCAGGACGUCUGAGUACCAAGCUUAGUCUAUUGUCCAUGGCGUUUCUGUCCAUCCUUCAAGGCGGAUGUGUGUUGCUAUCUUGCUGGACCAAUAACAUAUACCUAUCCUAUCUGGGAUAUACCCUUUAUGGAGGGCUAUUUGCCUUUACCAUAACUGUAGCCAGCUCGGAGUUGGCUAGCAGCUUGCUCGAGGACAGCUUUGCCUUGGUCUUUGGCUUCAACACCUUUUUGGGCCUACUCCUGCAAUGCAUCCUGACCUUUGUGGUUGUCUCGGAGAAUGCCAACCUCAAUCUUAAUGUGUUCGAACAGUUUACCGUCUAUGCCUUCUAUUUUGUAGUUAUAGGCUUAGUUUAUUUUCUUUUUGUUUCACUCCAAUAUUUGUGGUCAUUCUGCAAAAGGCCAAAGCCUAUUCAAGUAAAUUAAUAUUAUAACAUUAAGACUUUAUGUUAUAAAAUUCCUAGAAUAUUAUAAUAAAGUCUAAAAAUAUA
Molecule: messenger RNA, 1889 nt
Organism: Drosophila bipectinata
Lineage: Eukaryota; Metazoa; Arthropoda; Insecta; Diptera; Drosophilidae
Product: thiamine transporter 2-like
Biological process (GO): transmembrane transport; vitamin transport
Cellular component (GO): plasma membrane
Molecular function (GO): vitamin transmembrane transporter activity
Source: RefSeq, a predicted model, not a curated record